AUGAGUGAAGCGGGUCGGGUGCCCUCGCCAGCCGCGCCGCCGGAGGUGGCAGCGGCAGCUCCGGACGAGAGGAAAGGGAAGGAGCCUGAGCGCGAGAAGCUGCCGCCCAUCGUGUCGGCGGGCGCCGGAGCUGCUGCGGGUUUGGACAGAGGAUCCAAAGGCCAAAUUUCCACUUUUAGCAGUUUUAUUUCAACUGUUAACCAGAAGAAAGAAGCCGCUGAAAACAGAAGUUCACCUACACAUCUUGCUUUCCCUAACAUCAAGAAUGUGAGAGACCUACCACCAAUUUGCCUUGAUGUUAGACAAAAACAGCGCGUUUCUAUAGAUGCAUUACCAUCUGAAAUGAAGGCCCCAGUUCUUUCAGAAUCUGUCCUUCCUAACCAGUCCAAAACUAUGAAAGACUUUCAGGAAGAUAUGGAAAAAGUUAAGUCAUCAGGAGAUUGGAAAGCAGUACAUGAUUUUUAUCUAACAACAUUUGAUUCUUUCCCAGAACUAAAUGCUGCAUUUAAGAAAGAUGCCACCGCCUCCUUUAAUACCAUUGAAGACUCUGGGAUUAACGCUAAAUUUGUGAAUGCUGUAUAUGAUGCCUUACUUAAUACUCCUCAAGACAUUCAGAAGACAGUAUUAAAGGGAAUCAUUAACAGCCUAUUACGAGAAUGGAAAGGUCCACGAACAAAAGAUGAUCUUAGAGCAUAUUUUAUACUUUUACAGAAUCCUCAAUUCAGUAAUACAUCUACGUAUGUCAUCUAUGCUCACUUGCUGCGACAGAUAGCUGCCUUAGUGGAAGCUGAUCAUCAUUUCCUGGUUCACUGGCUUAAAAAAUUAUCCCAGAAGAGGUUCAAACAAUUGGUAGAGAGAUUGCUGCAGUUUAUUUCUUUGCGCCUGUUUCCUGCAAAGCCUGAAGAAUUUCCACCUAUAACAAAGUGUUCCUGGUGGAUCCCAUCAGCAUCCAAAGUGUUGGCUUUACUUAAUACUGCAAACAGUUUGGUUCAUCCUCCCCUUAUUCCUUAUACUGAUUUCUAUAAUUCAACAUUGGAUCACAUUGAUCUCAUGGAAGAAUACCACACCUGGCAGAGCUUUGGAAACUCUCACAGGUUUUCCUUCUGUCAGUACCCAUUCGUUAUUUCUAUAGCUGCAAAAAAAAUCAUUAUUCAAAGAGACUCAGAACAACAGAUGAUAAGCAUCGCAAGGCAAAGUCUGGUGGAUAAAGUAUCUCGAAGACAGAGACCUGAUAUGAACAUGUUAUUUCUAAAUAUGAAAGUAAGACGGACACAUCUGGUUAGUGAUUCGCUUGAUGAGUUAACCCGGAAAAGAGCAGACUUAAAAAAGAAGCUGAAAGUUACAUUUGUAGGGGAAGCUGGUUUGGACAUGGGUGGCUUGACUAAAGAAUGGUUCCUUCUUCUAAUUCGCCAAAUUUUUCAUCCAGAUUAUGGCAUGUUUACAUAUCACAAGGAUUCACACUGCCAUUGGUUUAGCAGUUUUAAAUGUGAUAACUAUUCUGAAUUCCGAUUGGUUGGAAUUCUUAUGGGACUAGCUGUUUAUAACAGCAUUACCUUGGAUAUUCGUUUCCCCCCCUGCUGUUACAAGAAAUUAUUGAGCCCUCCCAUCAUUCCUAGUGAUCAAAAUAUACCAGUAGGCAUCUGCAGUGUGACCACUGACGACUUGUGUCAAAUUAUGCCUGAGUUGGCCCAUGGGUUAAGUGAACUCCUAUCCUAUGAAGGCAAUGUUGAAGAAGAUUUCUAUUCGACAUUCCAGGUUUUUCAAGAAGAAUUUGGAAUAAUUAAAUCCUACAAUUUAAAGCCAGGUGGUGAUAAAAUUCCAGUUACCAAUCAAAAUAGGAAAGAAUAUGUGCAGCUUUAUAUUGACUUUCUUCUCAACAAAUCCAUCUAUAAGCAAUUUGCUGCAUUUUAUUACGGAUUUCAUAGUGUGUGUGCUUCAAAUGCCCUGAUGCUGCUUCGUCCAGAAGAGGUUGAAAUUCUAGUCUGUGGAAGUCCCGAACUGGACAUGCAUGCUCUGCAGAGAAGUACUCAGUAUGAUGGCUACGCAAAAACAGACUUAACUAUAAGAUAUUUUUGGGAUGUUGUGCUUGGAUUUCCUCUUGAUCUUCAAAAGAAGUUGCUACAUUUUACUACAGGAAGUGACAGAGUACCUGUAGGAGGAAUGGCUGACUUGAACUUUAAAAUCUCAAAGAAUGAAACUUCUACUAACUGGUUGCCUGUGGCCCACACCUGCUUCAAUCAACUUUGCCUUCCCCCCUACAAGAGCAAAAAGGACCUAAAACAGAAAUUGAUCAUUGGAAUUUCAAAUUCAGAAGGUUUUGGACUUGAGUAACCUAGAAGACUUGAAAUACAUUUUAUAUGUAGCAUUCACUUCCCUCUUAUUGUGCCUUUAACCUUUUCAUGUCUCUG
Molecule: messenger RNA, 2408 nt
Organism: Neomonachus schauinslandi (Hawaiian monk seal)
Lineage: Eukaryota; Metazoa; Chordata; Mammalia; Carnivora; Phocidae
Gene: HECTD2
Product: HECT domain E3 ubiquitin protein ligase 2
Biological process (GO): protein polyubiquitination
Molecular function (GO): ubiquitin protein ligase activity
Source: RefSeq, a predicted model, not a curated record